CUGCCAUACCCUGCAUACCAUGCAUUUAUAUUAUUACUCCAUACUUACCAAAAAAGCCAGUCAAUUGUUGACGUACUUACCGCAGCAACGGGGCAAAGCGCUCAAAGUAAGGCGGAACGGAAAUAUAGCAGAACUUGUUUCCACGUUCAGUCGGACUUGUUAUUGUAAAGCACACAUACACACAGCAGCAAGCAUGGAUGAGAGUGCGCAGCGUGUAUUGGAGUAUCUGACAGAGGUAGAAGUGGCUGCAGAAGAUAUACUUGCAGACAGACAACAGAUUGUGGAUCUGGAUCUGCGUAGAAACAGGAACCGAGAAGCACUCAAUGCUUUACGAAACCAUUCAACAAACGAAAAUGUUAAGGUGUGUUUUGGAAAUAUGUUCAUCAAAUUCUCCCAAGAAAAUAGCACAUCCAUGAUUCUUAAAGACCAGGAGCAGCUUGACAAAGAAAUAAAUGAUCUCCGCAAAUGUCUAAAGGCAAAAGUAAGCCUGAACUCCGAGGAUACAGCCUUUCUCCUCUGAACAGUGAUGAAAUGAAAUCAAUCAAGAGUCUCAUUAGAAAAUGACAUGCACUUCAGACUGUGCAGUGUUCACAAACUCUCAGUUUUUUUUUGCAGAUUUUAUGCAACAGGGUACUUGAUGUACAUGUAUAUGUUUAUUUGUUUCCUAAUUUCAAAAUUAUAUUGAAAGCUCACAAAGGCUUGGCCAUCAUUCAGUCUUAUGUGGUUUUUAUGUGUUGAUUAUGCAAUAUAAACUGGAAAAAUUAAAAAGAGAAAUUAUAAUGCAAAAGGUAUUUUGAUGGUUGUUACAAAUUACAAUAACAUGUAACUCAUAUGAUUAUGUGCACAAUUUUUUAUUAUUAAGCUUUUAAGCAGUUACUGAAAAAUUAAAGCCCAUGGGGCAGUUUCCCGACAGUGUUUAGGUCAAUCCAGGACUAGGUCUUAGUUAUUUUAGGACAUUUAUGUAGUUUUUACAAGCAAACCUUACAAAACACAAUACUGGUGGUAUGCAUCUUGAGACAAAACAAUAGCACUGAUAUAUGUUAAAAUUAAUGUUUUAAAAGUUCACCUAUUUCAUUGCUAAAAAAACAACGUUAUUUUGUGUAUUUGGUAUAAUACAAUGUGUUUGCAUGGUUUAUGGUUAAAAAGACACAUUGUUUUCCACAUGCCGUAGAUUUUUGUAGCUCCAGAUUUCCCUCUCUUCCUGAAACGCACAGAUUUUGUACAAAACUCAUUGAUUUGAAAAGCGCUGUGUGUGAUUGGCCAGCUAAUCUUUACAUUGUGAUUGUAAUCUGUACAAUCCGUGUGUUUGUUGUAGUCCAAAUUGUAAUGUCUGCCUGCCAUUUUACAAUUAGGGCCCGGUGUGUAAGAGCCAUAUAUGGGGUUAUUCUGAUUUUGUACACUAGGUGGAGUGUUGAGAUUGGAAUAUGUAUAAAAUGGGUAAAGAGGAAAUGCUGCACAGGUGCGGGUAAUGAGCAUACCAGUUUUGACCUUGAGAUUGGAAGGGCAAUGGAAAGCCAUAUGUAAGAUUUGUAUACUUUGUAAACUCUCUUUAAUAUUUAAACCAUAUGUGAAUAAACAAAAUAUAAAACGUGAA
This is a messenger RNA of Paramisgurnus dabryanus, 1594 nucleotides long. RefSeq names its product p53 and DNA-damage regulated 1 (gene pdrg1). Lineage: Eukaryota; Metazoa; Chordata; Actinopteri; Cypriniformes; Cobitidae. Gene Ontology annotation, cellular component: prefoldin complex. The record is from RefSeq and is a predicted model, not a curated record. Gene Ontology annotation, biological process: protein folding.